Molecule: messenger RNA, 984 nt
Organism: Amphimedon queenslandica
Lineage: Eukaryota; Metazoa; Porifera; Demospongiae; Haplosclerida; Niphatidae
Product: mitochondrial dicarboxylate carrier-like
Exons: 13
Coding region: 36-899 (287 amino acids)
Biological process (GO): transmembrane transport
Source: RefSeq, a predicted model, not a curated record
AUCAAUUAAUUAAACACACCCACCAACUUCAAAAAAUGUCGGUGAACAAGAGCACGAAGAAGCAGAGAUGGUAUCUUGGUGGCCUUGCUUCUGCCGGAGCAGCUGCUUGCACUCAUCCUCUGGACCUUCUCAAAGUUCAUUUGCAGACACAGCAGGUAGUAGAGAAGCGCCUACUCUCUAUGGCAGUCAACGUAGUCAGAACGCAAGGGAAUCUUGCCUUAUACAAUGGACUCAGUGCAUCACUAGCGAGACAGUUAUCCUAUUCGACGACAAGAUUUGGCAUAUAUGAAGUACUGAGAGCAAAAAUACAAGCAGAUAAAGGAUAUGUACCAUUUUAUCAGAAGAUAGUCAUUGGCGCCAUUGGAGGUGCUUGUGGUGGUCUAGUUGGUAGUCCAGCUGACAUGGUGAAUGUAAGGAUGCAGAAUGAUGUAAAGGUUGCUCUAGAAGUGAGAAGAAAUUACAAGCAUAUAGGAGAUGGACUAAUUAGAGUUAUUAGAGAAGAGGGUGUUAUGAAUUUAUGGCGUGGGUCCUCACUGAAUAUAACAAGAGCAGUGCUGGUAACUGUAUCACAGGUGGCAUUGUAUGAACAAGUGAAACAAUUUCUAAUAUCUACAAGCAUCUUCUCCGACAACAUAAUCACUCAUUUCUCUUCAAGCAUUAUAGCUGGUAUUAUAGCAACUGCCAUGACACAACCAGUUGAUGUGGUAAAGACUAGAAUGAUGAAUGCAAAACCUGGAGACUACAAGUCGAUAGUCCACUGUACACUGUACACAGCUAGACUGGGACCUCUGGGAUUUUUUAAGGGUUUCGUUCCAUCAUUUACGAGAUUAGGACCCCAAACGAUCUUGACGUGGAUAUUUCUAGAACAAUUACGACGAUUAUUUCCCCUAAAUUCUUAAUAUACCAUAAUCACAUACCCAUGAUAACCACUACAGAUGUUGUUUAUACUAUCAAUAAUCAUUGUUUUAAAAAAUAAAUAAAUUA